UGUCAGUGUAACAAAGAGGGUUUUGGCCAAGUUACAUCACCGCCUACACUCCUUCAAACAGCGACAAGGUCCCUGACAUGAAACAAUGUCAAGAUGAUCGUCUUCUGGAUAACGUUGCUUCUUCUUCAUCAAGGAUAUACACUCAUUCCAGUGAUCCCAGUUCAAACUGGUGAAUCUACAACCUUCCCAUGUGCUCGGUCUAAUAAUGAUCAUGACCGAGGAGAAGUCCACUGGUAUAAGCAGAGUGUUGGAGAUAAUCUGAAACUAGUUGUGACUCUGCGGAAGCAUACACUGCCUCAAUUUGCACCAAAGUUUUCUAGCUCAAGAUGGAAAGUUAAUAGUGACGACAGAUUUACCAACCUGACUAUUUUGACAACAAUCCAAGAAGACGAGGGAAUCUACCAUUGUGCAAUAUUUGCAUUCUAUGGCGUGGAAUCAAAAUGGAGUGGGACAUAUUUGAUAGUAAAAGGAGACAGUCAGAAGACAUCAGACUACACUGUUGUUCAGCAGUCCACAGCAUCACAUUCAGUCCAUCCAGGAGAAUCACAGACUCUCCACUGUUCAGUCUUCUCUGACUCUGAGAACAAAACAUGUUCAGGAGAUCUGAGUGUGUUCUGGUUCAGACCUGGAUCAGAUAAAUCUCAUCCAGACAUCAUCUACACUGAUGGAAACAGACCUGAUGAAUGUGAGAAGAGAUCUGACACUCAGAAGAGCUGUGUUUAUCACUCCUCUAAGACCUUCAACUCCUCUGAUGCUGGGACUUACUACUGUGCUGUGGCCACAUGUGGACAGAUACUGUUUGGAAAUGGAACUAGUUUGGUUAAUCAAGGAUUCAGCAUGUGGUCACAGACGGUCAGUUCAGUCAUUUUUCUGCUGUGCAUCUUCUUAGCUCUAAGUGUCAUUAUUAUAGCCAUCCUCAUUUACAGCAUCAAGGAAAACAACUGUGAUUAUGGCAAAGCUGCUGUUGCCCAGCAGAAAAAAUGUGGUCAGAAAAGUCAUCAGAAGGAUUUGGACACAUGGAUUUAUUCUGCUGUCACCUUUACCAUGGUAAAGACUGACAGUGCAAUAAAGGAGGCCAAAGCAGCAGAGAGAGAGAGGAUCUACACUGCUGUCAAGGCUUUUGGCCUGGAUUAGUGAGUUAACAGAUGUUUGGCGUCUGUAUUGAAUAAUGUAGUGUUGUUUGUUUAACUACUAAAGGGCUUUGUAUAUGCUGUAAUAUGAUGUAUCAGGAACAUUUCGUGAACAAGUUGUCUCCUCAUGUUCAAAUGUAUUAAGAUUACAUGCAUCUUGUUCAUCCAAGCACUUGUAAAUAAGAUUGAUCUCGAGCUGAAAUGUUCUUACUUUUAAGUUUGGCAGAAAACAUUUGUUGCAUCUCUCUUCCUCAUUUCACCUCACUCCUGUCUACAAUGAAACAAAAACAAAUAAAUACUUUAAAAAGUUUUUUUUUUAAAGGCAAAGUAAUUUUUUUUUCAAGCAGAAAUGUAUAACUGUGCUGUUCCUAAUUCUGGAAGGUGAAUACAGAUACUUGUUUUAAGGGGAAAUAACAGAACUCAGGUUUUUAUUGGGGCAUCAGGUGUUUAAGAACAUGCACAAAUAAUGUCAACAGCAGAGUUCUCACUAUGAUUUCUCAGCUCUUUCCCCACAUUUAGUGUCAUUCAUCCCAACUCUCCAUUAAAGUCAAAAUGCCAACAAAGAAAUCUUCAGGUUAUUACUGCUGACGAUUGUUAUGUUGUCUGUCAGUGUUAGUAAAAGGUAUUUACCAUGGUGCAUUUCAGGAAAUAAGUUUUUUGUAUCAUCUGUGAAUCUUGUUUGGAGACAAAGACUAUGUUGCUCUAAUAAAAUACAGAAAGAGUG
Molecule: messenger RNA, 1854 nt
Organism: Amphiprion ocellaris (clown anemonefish)
Lineage: Eukaryota; Metazoa; Chordata; Actinopteri; Pomacentridae
Exons: 6
Coding region: 94-1134 (346 amino acids)
Biological process (GO): response to bacterium
Source: RefSeq, a predicted model, not a curated record